Messenger RNA from Erigeron canadensis, 1568 nucleotides. RefSeq names its product protein ABIL3-like. The record is from RefSeq and is a predicted model, not a curated record. Lineage: Eukaryota; Viridiplantae; Streptophyta; Magnoliopsida; Asterales; Asteraceae. The transcript has 10 exons. Bases 288 to 1274 code for a protein of 328 amino acids.
AUAAGUAGAUAUGUUUGCCAUUAGCUAUCCAAUAUCACUUCCAUUUUUCUGCUCCAAUUCCUCUCUACAAUAAAAACAAUUCCCAUUUUUACAAUUUUCAUGCGUAUUCUUAUCAAAACAAAAAUAUAAUUUUUUUUACAAAACAUGGUGUCAUUUGCAGUCAAAAUCUUGAUUUAAAAAAGCCACAUUUUCCAGAGUAACUGAAAAAGUCCAAUAGCCAGUAACAGCAGCUUAUUGGGUAAUUUAAAUUUCAAAUCUCAGAUUUUAUUAGAGAAAAACCCUUUUAAAUGGAAACACUGUCUUCAUCUUCUUCAAUGCCGUUUCCAAGAGAACCAGCCAAUUAUGAUGAAAUUGCAAUGCAUCAAAGCUUGCUAUUUUCAGACAGUCUUAAGGAUUUAAAGAAUCUAAGAAAGCAAUUGUACUCAGCUGCUGAAUACUUUGAGUUAUCAUAUACCAACGACGGUCAAAAGCAAAUAGUGGUCGACACAUUAAAAGAUUAUGCCAUCAAGGCUUUAGUCAAUACAGUUGACCAUUUGGGAGCUGUUUCUUACAAAGUUAAUAAUCUAAUUGACGAAAAGAUUGAAGAAGUUUCUGGAACAGAGAUUCAGGUAUCAUGCAUUGAACAGCGACUAAGAACAUGCCAGGGGUAUUUUGAUCAUGAAGGCGUUUCCCAACAGUCAUUGCUAAUAAAUAUUCCCCAGUACCAUAAGAGAUACAUCUUGCCUGCUGAUGAGAUGAUGCAAGAAAGCACCACCACUAUAUUAAAACACCAAGAAUGCAUAGCGGAUGAUGAAGAUGAUCUGCAUGAACAAAAUAUUGAAGUCGAUCAAGCUAUGACCAGUAAUAAGCCCACAACUUUAGUCAGAAAAGAACGAUCUCCAUCUCCUUCUCCACGGACAUCCCAACAACCAGAGUUGUUUUCCUUUGCUGGCACAGUUAGAAGAAAAGAUAUCGAGAAGAGACCAGCUUCACCACAGAGAUUUCCUCUAGUGCAUGCUGGAUCUUUUCCGAGCAGGCCAACCACUCCAAACUCAAGAACGAAUUCAAGAUCUACCAGUCCGAAUCUCAGAUGGCCUACAAACCCAAGCUCAAUCACACGACAACAGCAUCAAGAGCCUAGGAAAUCUGUAUCAAAGGAAAGGAAUGGUGAUCGAGAGAUUUGUAAAGAAGCUGACCAGAUUCCAAGCAAAAGCAAACGUCUCCUCAAGGCACUGCUCAGUAGACGAAAGUCAAAGAAAGAUGAAAUGCUUUACACUUACUUGGAUGAAUACUAGGUGAAAAUUGCUUCUUGAAUGUAGCUACAUAUGUGAGACUGUGAGAGCAAGAGGCCCUUUACAUCUCUUAGUCUGCCCGAUAAUUCAUGUGUAUGUUCUUGUAAGGUUUAAUAGCUGCAUUAUGCACCUCACCUAUUAUGCAUCUCACCUUUGAAAAUGGAGAUCCGUAGAUGUGAUUAUUAGAAGGAAUAGGCAUAUAGAUAUAUAUCCUUAGGUAAUUGAAGGUUAAUGUAUUUUGUGGCAUUAUAUUAUAAUAUCAAAUCAUUGAAAUGCAGCAGUUCCAAUAUUCUGUCA